Strongylocentrotus purpuratus (purple sea urchin) is the source of this 2725-nucleotide messenger RNA. RefSeq names its product melanoregulin. The record is from RefSeq and is a predicted model, not a curated record. The coding region runs from base 1609 to 2256 and encodes 215 amino acids. The transcript is spliced from 5 exons. Gene Ontology annotation, biological process: melanosome transport. Lineage: Eukaryota; Metazoa; Echinodermata; Echinoidea; Camarodonta; Strongylocentrotidae. Gene Ontology annotation, cellular component: melanosome.
AUGCUCAUCAGUUUCAGUUGAUAGUUCAUAUUUCUUUUCAUUGCUCUCAUGCCAGUGUGCGUAGUCUUGGGUCUCCUAGUAAAAAUACUUAUUCCGAACUUCCUAUUUUGAAUAUAUCGGGAAAUAUACCGAGGAAAGAAGCAUUCUAGUUGCCGUGUAUUGUGUUCACCAGGGGCUCCAGGAAAUGGGACUGUCGAGCGAGCCCAGGAAUUCAUUAUUGUUACAUGUUUCUCCUGCUUCCUGAGUGAGCUGCUAAAGGGAUUACUCUAUCAAUACUGCAUCAAAAAUUAACAUUAUCAAGUUAGAUAAAAGAGGCUUCGCAUCAUAAACUACAAACUCCUGUUUGAAAUACGGUAUCUCUAAAAAUUAAGGCAUACUUCCGCAACGAAUAGGGAACCAAAGUUUGACUCAUAAAGGUAAUUAUUGCGUCAAUGAUUCUUUAUACGACCAAAUAAUAAGUUCUAUAUAUUCUGACUGCUUCACUACCAUACAUGACUUGUGAAGUGUGGUAAGCAUAAUAGUCUGAUGUAUACAGGUUGGGAAAGAGACUACUGCUCAAUCUGGAUUGUUUGGUUCUUUGUGGAAUAUCUUGUUCUAUGACUGUGAUAUUAUCGUCGUGUAUUAUUCUCUGAUUGCAUGUGUUAUUCUAUGCUGUCUAGAAUACCACUAGGAUCGUGAUAGAGCUCACAUCUGACAUAGGAAAUCACGGGGAAGAAGGAUGCACGUGAGAUUCACAGCGAGAAAGCAACGAGACAUACUGUAAUUUUUCACAGUUCAAAUUAUGCGGCAAUUGGUCUCAGCCUUUUAAAAGUAAUAGAGUAAUUAAAGGAGAUUUUCUUAAAUCAUGCGUAGUCGAAAAUUACUGAAUCAUCUUGACACGUCCUCUCAAUCAAUAUAGACGGUAAACAUUGGCAUUGCAUGACAUGACUUGUAUGAGGCUCAUCCACAACUUGAAGAACAUAAUCUGGUACUACACAAGUUUCACGAUAACAUUCUUUUGCGGUAGAAGUGUUCUAAGUUUUCAGUCAUCAAUAUUUAAGCUCAAUCUGUUUAAUUCGUAAUCAGACGACUACAAUUUGGUUUCACACGUUUUAUGUGUCACGAAAAACUUGUUUCAAUUGUCCAGUGAACCAAAGAAGUAACAGAAAAGAAAACUCGUAACGUCGUCGCCAUGACGCCCUAAAUUGACGCACCAAUGCUGUAUUGUUUCUUCCGUCGCGAUUUAAGUUGUGACUAUUGUAUGGCUAACAUGGAGGAUAUGUUUUGAUGAUACAAUUACGUAACAAGAUCUCCAUUUUGAAUGAACUUGGGUUAAGUGUUAAUAUUUGCAUAGCACGACCCCGUCUAUGUGUGUACUCAACGCGCGUUGACGGCUCUCGAUAUCUGCAAGUUUGGUAACCUCUUCGCUUACAUACACGGGGAAAAACAAAUUGUAAUGGAACCAAUAAUUUUAUUUUCCAAUCGCAGACAAUGAUUGACACGUCAUUAUAACAAGUUAGUGUUUCAUAUAGUAUCUGUUUCGAAUCAUUACUGCGCUGAAACUGUUGAAUACUUGGUAAGGUGAAGCCGAAUCCUUCUGACUAACAAAGUGCCAUCAUUGGUCUGUUAAUGAAAAUGGCUAUUUGUUGCCCGUGGAUGUCGAGAAAGCACAGACAUUAUGAUGAUAUUGAUGACCAGGACACGAAUAUAAACAGACCGGGAGCUACAGAAACGUCUGCAUUACUGAAAAACGGACAUACGUCUUUUCGCUACAGAGGCGGUUGUUUGGUCGAUGCCUAUAAAGCCAGCUACAGAUCUUGGGAAGAUGACAUUAACCUUUGGUCUGACCCCUAUGACGUCACACACACCAGGAUAAGCCAAGACAAAGAACUUGAUGGACUCAUCCGAGAUUGGAGAAAAGCAACGACAAACAUGGAGAAGAAAGUCACAUACGAGAAAGUGCAGGCCAUUCGGUUACAGAGGAAACGCGUUCAAGAUAGAUGGCGGAAAGGCUUAGAAAAAUUAGGCUUUGAUGCUCAGGCCGAACACCUUGUUCGGGUCAGUUCUGCCUCGGGAAUGACGCAACCUGAACCGCCAUCUGAACAAGCUCUCAAUCUUCAUCAAGCCAUCGUAUACCAGACCGAUCUAUUCAGUGAUGCUGAAGUACAAGACAGGAGAUAUGGAAUAAUCCUGGACCGACUUAUAUCAUUGGACAUUGCAGAGGACUUCUUCUCGAUAGCAAAGCAAAUGUAUCCCAAAGAACCUGGUGGGAUUUAGUCCAAGAUCUCCGCUACCGGUGCCGAAUAAAACGCAAUAAGUCAAACAGUCACGCUAACUGAAAUCGACGCCAUUGACAGAGGCAUCUCCGUGCAUUGUGCAACAAAACGGACAAAGAUUUAGCAAUAUUAGAGUCGGAUUUCCAAGCUUUGUUAGUAGUGUCCCGCUUUUCUUGAGAUUAUCUCGACCGUCUAUUCCUAGAUCGCCGAUUGAGGGGGCUGGACGGACUCUGAGGAUUUCUUAGGUCGAACAAUCACUUGACAGAUCCUACUAAAUCAUUGUAUUAAUAGACUAUCUUUGAAGGGAGAGAUAUUUCUUUUGAACUUGGCACACUAAAAAAUGUCCUGAAACAUCACUUUGGAAAAAAUGGCGAUGCUUUAGUAGAGCCCACUAGAGACGUCGCUAGACACCAUUUUGAUAGGGGAUAGCUAGAUGUCGGACCAAGUUUGCCUACGAGAUAGCCAAACAA